CACGUGCUGCACCCUCCCCUCGCCUCGCUGGCCUGAAGCAGCGACCCUCGUCUUUCUCCCCUCCCGGCCUCCCCUUCCCCGCCGCUCGACGACCCUCGCCUUCCAGAACCUUCCUUCCCAAAAUAGCCACCCCUACCCACCCCCCCUACUACCCUCCUCCUCGCGCUCGUGGCCACCACCCGUCCGCUGCUCCGGGCGCCGUAAAGAUCCCGUCUUGGCGCGGCUUCGAGGUCCUCCGCGCCUCUGGUUUCCUCCUGGCGUGUUGCUUUGGUCCCCGGUUUGUCGCCUGCUUUUUUUACCUGCACUUGCGGGUGGGGGAGAUGGUGUGGUGUUCUUGGCCGAAUUGCACCUUAUCUUGUUCCCCCUGCCCAUGCUAGAUGCUAGCCCCCCCUUGUCGCACAGAAGCUGCUCGUGUGUAUGUGUGCCCUGCAUAAGAGGGCAGCUUCUUGUUACAGUUCUUGGCUUACAAAUGAGCUUCCUGUGACCAUUUUUGGCAUCAGACUGUAGAUUCUAGUGUUGAUUAUUGGCUAGGACUAUUGUAGAUUUUGGGUAUGGACCCAAUGCCGAACCCCGUUAAGGAGGAGAGCCAUGGGGAGGGAAGCUUCUCGGGUGCGGCAGGGGAUGGGCCGUCCGCAGCUGCGGCACCGAGACCGAUGGAGGGGCUGCACGACGUGGGGCCGCCACCGUUCCUGACCAAGACCUAUGACAUGGUCGAUGACUCGACCACCGACCACAUCGUGUCGUGGAGCGCCACCAACAACAGCUUCGUGGUGUGGGAUCCCCACGCCUUCGCCAUGGUGCUGCUGCCCAUGCACUUCAAGCACAGCAAUUUCUCCAGCUUCGUCAGGCAGCUCAACACCUAUGGUUUCAGGAAGGUGGAUCCUGAUCGGUGGGAAUUUGCUAAUGAGGGUUUUUUACGGGGACAGAGGCAUCUCCUGAAGAACAUUAGGCGCCGAAAACCUCCUUCUCAUAAUGCUCCAAACCAGCAGUCCCUUGGGCCAUACCUUGAGGUGGGGCACUUUGGCUAUGAUACAGAGAUUGACCGGCUGAAGAGAGACAAGCAAUUAUUGUUGGCAGAAGUGGUGAAGCUAAGGCAGGAACAGCAGAACACAAAGGCAAAUCUCAAAGCCAUGGAGGAUAGACUACAGGGGACUGAACAGAAGCAACAGCAGAUGAUGGCGUUCAUGGCACGUGUCAUGCGGAAUCCUGAGUUCUUAAAGCAACUGAUGUCCCAGAAUGAGAUGAGAAAGGAGCUCCAAGAAGCCAUUUCAAAGAAACGAAGGCGUCGCAUUGACCAAGGACCUGAAGUUGAUGACUUGGGUGCUAGUAGCAGCCUAGAGCAAGCUUCACCACUUCUAUUUGAUCGCCAGGAGCCAGUUGAAUUCCUUGUUGAUGGGAUUCCAACUGAUCUCGAGAAUUCAGCUUUGGAUGCUGAAGUUCUGGUUGAGCCACGGGAUAUUGAUCUUGGUACCUCUGAACCGCAGCAUAAUAGGCCCCAGGGGGAGUUGAACGAAGAUUUCUGGGAGGAACUGCUGAAUGAAGGACUUGGUGAGGAGAACGACAACCCUGCUAUCGAGGAUGAUAUGGAUGUGCUAUCCGAGAAGAUGGGUUAUCUCAAAUCAGAUAGCCCGACAUCCAGGAAAUAAUUUCUUUCGCUGUAUCACAUUUCCAUCACUUUUUGUCAUGUUCAUCGUACCAGGAUCUGCAGCUUCCGAGUUCUAUGUGUCAGCAAGAUGGCAAUUGUUCCGCGACUUGGGUUCUUUUCAUGCCUGCUGAAUUCCUUGUCAAGGGGAGGGCUUCUUCCAUGAAAAUCGCGGGCAUCCCCCAUGGUGUCCGGGGGAGAACUGCAGGUGUAUCUUAUCUGACUGACUGUAGUGAUUCCCGCUUGCCACCUUCGUCACUCUUGUAUACAACAAGUGAUUUGUUGGUUGUUUAGGGCUUUAUGCCUGCCAGCAUGUACAGUGAGAAAUACUGUUGAUCCCUACAUGUUUCGGUCUGCGCUGUCCUAAUUGUCGUUUGUGUACUUUACUAAUGUGUGCAGUGUAUACUUUGUUGUAUUGGCAUUCUGAUGUUAAAGGUGUAGAGUUUGUAGGUGAACUCAAAAUAUCUCAAUGUAACAGCAGCUUUGCUAGGUGCAAUCCAUCUUAUUUCUCCUCUUA
Phragmites australis (common reed) is the source of this 2159-nucleotide messenger RNA. RefSeq names its product heat stress transcription factor A-2b-like. Gene Ontology annotation, cellular component: nucleus. NCBI's taxonomy places the organism in Eukaryota, Viridiplantae, Streptophyta, Magnoliopsida, Poales, Poaceae. Gene Ontology annotation, molecular function: DNA-binding transcription factor activity; RNA polymerase II cis-regulatory region sequence-specific DNA binding. The record is from RefSeq and is a predicted model, not a curated record. Bases 552 to 1646 code for a protein of 364 amino acids. The transcript has 3 exons. Gene Ontology annotation, biological process: regulation of transcription by RNA polymerase II.